ACCGCGCCGGUGGAAAAGGAGAAAAACUUCCCUUAAUGGCUACAUUUGCAUCUGUUCGACAAUUUCUUCUUCAGUCUCGUCGAUUGGCAGGUCAUCAGUUAACAACAAAACGAAAUAUUCAAAUGUCUUCUGUUCGCGAGCGUUCCGAAAAGGCACUGGAGGAGAUGAAAGAGAAAAAUCCGUACUUCGAGAAGUACGCGAAUAAGAUUGCUUCUGUGCAGCAAAGCUCUCCGGAGGAGUUUCUAUCGCGACUGCAGAAAGCUGAAAAGCAAAAGAAUAAACCAAAAUUCGGUCCUACAGAAGUGCAACGUGACUAUUCUGAGCUGCUGAAGCCAAAAUCUCCUCUAGGUACAGAAGCAACUCGCGAUGGAGCGCAUCGAAAGCUAAGUGAUAUUAUGAGGCUGGAAUUGGUUGAAGAUAAAUCGGCAGAUGAUAUUAAGCACCUGUGGUUUGAGUAUCAUAAGCAUAAGGACGUCAUUACAGCGGCGAUUCCCGCUGAUCAAUACAAGCUGAUGAUGGAUCUCGCGUUGAAAUAUCCUAUUUUCAUUUUUCCGAUACCUCGAAGCCAGGGCUACGAGUUCAUCAUGCUACAGUUCGCGGGAAACACGGUUCAUUUUACGCCGUUGCUCAGUUAUCAGGUUCACAAAGAAAAUGCACCAGAAUGUUUGAAUUUAACUAUGUUCACCGAGUGCCAGGACAAAGGAAUUAUACUGAUGCGGGGAGAAUUUGAUACGAAUGUGUUAAACGCCCAGGAAGCCCAAUGCUUGGCUAAUCAACUGCAGCUUUAUUACAGUCAGAAUAAUGUUACAAAACUACAGCUCCUAGAUACGUUCACCAAAAAUCCAGACAAGUUCAAGCAUAUGGACAUCAUCGAAGAGUUGAAUAAUUUGAAAAUUUAAACUACAAAUAAAUUGAAUUUACGGUAGGAAUCAUGUA
This is a messenger RNA of Anopheles coustani, 936 nucleotides long. RefSeq names its product ATP synthase mitochondrial F1 complex assembly factor 1. Gene Ontology annotation, biological process: mitochondrial proton-transporting ATP synthase complex assembly. Gene Ontology annotation, cellular component: mitochondrion. The transcript has 2 exons. The record is from RefSeq and is a predicted model, not a curated record. The coding region runs from base 36 to 899 and encodes 287 amino acids. NCBI's taxonomy places the organism in Eukaryota, Metazoa, Arthropoda, Insecta, Diptera, Culicidae.